GUUGUUUCAUGGGACCAGGUGCGAGAGGAUCGAGGUUCAUAACGAGGAACGGUUCCCGAUCGUCGAGAAGGGGGAUUUCAUUCUCGAAAACUGCACCCACCUGGAGAUGGUGAAGGAGCCAAAGUGUGCGAGGGAGCAGUUGACGCCAAUUGACUGCAACGGGG
Molecule: messenger RNA, 164 nt
Organism: Amoebophrya sp. A120
Lineage: Eukaryota; Dinophyceae; Syndiniales; Amoebophryaceae
Source: the annotation of a GenBank genome assembly